AAGUGGAGCAUGUUUUUUCAGUGUUAUAAAAGCUCUGUGAUGCCUGAUCACAACUGUAUCAGUAAGGAGGGUCUCUAUGGAUCUGGUCGUGUUCCUGGUGCUCACUCUCUCAUGUCUGUUUCUCCUCUCACUAUGGAGACAGAGCUCUGGGAGAGGGAAGCUCCCUCCUGGCCCCACUCCUCUCCCAAUUAUUGGUAACUUCCUCCAGAUAGAUGUGAAGAACAUCAGCCAAUCCUUUACCAAUUUCUCAAAAGCUUAUGGCCCUGUGUUCACUCUGUAUUUGGGCUCAAAGCCCACUGUCAUAUUGCACGGGUAUGAAGCGGUGAAGGAAGCUAUGAUUGAUCAUGGGGAGGAGUUUGCUGGUAGAGGAAGCUUUCCAGUAGUUGAAAAAAUUAUUAAAGGUUUUGGCGUUGUUUUUAGCAAUGGAAACAGAUGGAAAGAGAUGAGACGCUUCACACUCACGACCCUGCGGAAUUUGGGCAUGGGGAAAAGGAACAUUGAGGACCGUGUUCAAGAGGAGGCACAGUGUCUUGUGGAAGAACUGAGGAAAACCAAGGGAUCACCCUGUGACCCUACCUUCAUCCUGAGCUGUGCUCCAUGCAAUGUCAUCUGCUCCAUUAUUUUCCAGAAUCGUUUUGAUUAUAAAGAUAAGGAAUUUCUUAUCCUCAUGGAUAAAGUAAAUGAGAAUGUCAAGAUUCUGAGCUCCCCAUGGUUGCAGGUCUGCAAUAGUUUCCCUUCACUCAUUGACUAUUGUCCUGGAAGUCAUCACAAAAUAGUAAAAAAUUUUAAUUAUCUAAACAGUUAUUUUUUGGAGAAAAUAAACGAACACAAGGAAUCACUGGAUGUUACAAACCCCCGUGACUUUAUUGAUUAUUACCUGAUUAAACAAAAACAGGUAAAAUGUUAAUAUGAUUAUUUUAUU
Molecule: messenger RNA, 922 nt
Organism: Mus caroli (Ryukyu mouse)
Lineage: Eukaryota; Metazoa; Chordata; Mammalia; Rodentia; Muridae
Source: RefSeq, a predicted model, not a curated record